GGCGUCCACGUUGAUGUUUGGGGAGGAAGGUGAAAUCGCUCGAAUCCACCACAGUUGGAAAACAUGUAAAUAAUAUAAGGAAAAGAGGGACGAUUGGAGGUCCACGGUUGCAGGCCAACACAAGCUUGUGCUCGUGCUGGUCUUUGGGUGUCUUACCCCAGUACAUAACGAAGAUGAGGCAGUUAACAGGUACGCCAAACUGAUGUUAGUCAUGUAAUCUACUAAUGCCACAUGAUAGUCCAUCGGGUGCACAAGAACGGAGCUUAGCAGAACACACGUAGAAUUGUCCGCCAUGAUGCCAAGUUGACAGACUAUAAAAGAGGACGUCCGAUGAUGACAGAAACAUAACCUGAAUCAAGGCGACCAAAGAUUCUCAACAUGAAGACUUUCAUCCUCUUGUGCCUGUGCCUGGCUGCUGCCAGUGCUACUCUUGCUCCUCUUAAGAAGGUGUCUCAGCGCAUCCCCAACAAGUACAUCAUCAAGAUCAAGGAUGGUUCCAAGUUGGAUGAGUUUGUCGACCGUCUUGAGACCCGUACACGAUCCCUCAACAUCCCCGCCUCCAUCCUGAAGAAGUUCCGUACCGUCAUGUCCGCUGUUGUGGCUCACAUCCCAGACAGGUUCAUCGACACCAUCCGUUCUUUCGAGGGCAUUGAGUACAUUGAGGAAGAUGGUAUCGUCAGGACCCAGGCAGUCACUUGGGGUCUCGACCGUUCUGACCAGAGAUACCUCCCCUUGGACGGCAGCUUCAACCCAUCCGGAACUGGUGCUGGAGUCAACGCUUACGUGAUUGAUACCGGAGUCAACCCCAACCACUGGGAGUUCUCUGGCCGUGCUACCGCCUGGUACGAUGCCCUCGGCGGCAGCGGAGUUGACUGCAACGGACACGGAACUCACUGCUCCGGUACCGUCGGCAGCAACACUUACGGUGUAGCAAAGGACGUCACCAUUUACGGUAUCCGUGUGCUCAGCUGCAUUGGAUUCGGCUCCAACAGUGGUGUUGUUGAUGGAAUUGACUUCGUUGGAUCUAACGGACAGCUGCCCGCUGUUGUCUCCAUGUCCCUCGGUGGUGGUGCAUCUUCUGCUACCGAUAACGCCGUAGAGAACCUCGUCAACCUCGGCUUCACCGUAUCUGCUGCCGCUGGUAACGAGAACGUCGAUGCCUGCAACUCUUCCCCCGCUAGAGUAUCUACCGCCAUCACUGUCGGUGCCACCGACAGCAGCGAUGCCAGAGCUUCCUUCUCCAACUACGGUUCAUGUGUGAGUAUCUUCGCUCCUGGUGUAGACAUCACCUCAACAUGGCACACCACUAACUGGGGAACCAACACCAUCAGUGGAACCUCCAUGGCCUGCCCCCACGUUUCCGGUGCCGCCGCCAUUAUGUUGGGCAACAACCCAUCCCUGAGCCCAGCUGCACUCAAGUCAUCCAUGCUCUCUAGCUCUACCUCCAACGUUGUGUCUAACGCAGGUUUCCGAUCCCCCAACAAGAUGCUCUACAUCGGCAACUAAGUUUGGCGAGAACUGACGAAUGUUUUGGAUGGACACUAUGCAUCUAUAACAUUAAAUACACAUUUUGAUUAAUAUUUAAAAUAUUUUAAAAUUAAAAGUAAUGACUGUUCGUAU
Messenger RNA from Asterias rubens (European starfish), 1620 nucleotides. Its product is annotated as extracellular serine proteinase-like. Gene Ontology annotation, molecular function: serine-type endopeptidase activity. The record is from RefSeq and is a predicted model, not a curated record. NCBI's taxonomy places the organism in Eukaryota, Metazoa, Echinodermata, Asteroidea, Forcipulatida, Asteriidae. The coding region runs from base 379 to 1506 and encodes 375 amino acids. The transcript is spliced from 10 exons. Gene Ontology annotation, biological process: proteolysis.